This is a messenger RNA of Fonsecaea monophora, 1758 nucleotides long. RefSeq lists its product as hypothetical. The coding region runs from base 1 to 1758 and encodes 585 amino acids. The record is from RefSeq and is a predicted model, not a curated record. Gene Ontology annotation, cellular component: cytoplasm. The transcript has a single exon. Lineage: Eukaryota; Fungi; Ascomycota; Eurotiomycetes; Chaetothyriales; Herpotrichiellaceae.
AUGGCUUUGGGACCGCCUCUGGUUCCACUGAGCCAGCUCGACUCGCCAUUUCAACUUCAAGAACACCUCAAAUCCCUCUACGCUCACCUCACCCACACACCGGAGUCUACACACACCGUCCCAAUCACGAAGGAGUCAGCGCUACAGCUCGCCACACCUCCUCAUAUCAACGACAGCGAAUCUGUGGACAGGAACCUGUGGCUGUAUGAACUCUGUCGAUUUCUCACUCAAAAAGCCAAUAUCGUCUCAAUAUUCUUAAUGAACGACAACCCGCCGUGUUCUGCUCAGACGUGUCCUGAAAUGCGCGCCAGCGAAUGGCAGUAUCUCUGUGCGGUACACGAACCACCCAAAUCAUGCUGUGCCAUCGACUAUUGUAACCAUACUCUCGACUGGGCCGCGAACGUUCUGACCAGUCCGAAGCAUUUCCCCUCGCGGUUGGCGCUUGGUUCGGAAGCAGGGAACGUCAUGCAAAGCAUGCGACAAUUGACCAAUAUCUUUCGAAGAGUGUACCGUAUAUUUGCCCACGCUUGGUUUCAGCAUCGUGAUGUCUUUUGGUCUGUCGAAGCCACGUACGGGUUGUACGUGCUCUUCAAAGUCGUUUGUGAUGAAUAUCAUCUCAUCCCCGAGGACAGCUAUACGAUUCCAGCUGAAGCUGAAGGAAUUCACGAAGCUCCUGUUGAACGUGAGGGGCCCCUACGACCACAAAUACUAGUAAGAGACACUGCAGGGGGUUCCGCGUUGGAUGAUCCAUCUGCUGGAUCCAUGUUAUCAGACACCACGACGCCGACUGCACCUACAACAGUCAGCACGGGCGCAACAACACGGAGACACAAACACACCCCAAGCACCGGGAGCCAUGUUGCCACCAUCGCCGAAGGCCAGGAAGAGGAGGAAGAGCACCCGAAAAGCAAUGAAGUGGCGCCGAAGAACCAAUCUUCACCAUCUCAAUCGGGGGAGACACUAAACGUCAUUGCAAAUUCGGAACGGGGUGUCUCUUCGACGGGGAUUGACUCAGGGAAGGACAGAAGUAAAGGUAUUUCCCCCGAGCGCCACCUACCAAAGCUUGACAUUACCUCCUCGGUGCCAAAAUACGAGCCUCGUGCUCCAGAGGAUCCCACACCCACCGGUACAACAGAAGAUGUCGACCCAAUCUCCACGCAUAUGAUUUCCCAAAAUCUCGAGUCAACUUCUACAACGGAAAGUGGAGACGUCAGUGUUAAGACGGCCGACAGUGCAGCCACUGCGAAUGCGAAAGAUGAACAAGCGAAAGUAGAAACCCCGAUAGAGCAGACAACCAAUCCGUUCCAAGAGGAAGGAGGUCACAAAAUCACGUCGCCUUCCGGUGGCUCGAUCAGGACGAGUGGAAGUGACGUGCUUGGGGCAAUACUGGGCCAUAUCUAUGACUUGGAUGAUGAAAAUUCCAUUGACUCAGAGAAGCAAAGUCCGCCUGUGGACAGAGCGGCGGCAACGCACGGGAUAGAAGCGACCUCCAGCGAGAGCGCAGGGCAUGGCGACGACAAAAGUGACGAGGAUAAUGAGGGCAUGAGUCCAAUCAGGGCGGAGCCACCAUCACCUGUUGGCCCGAAGGAUGAGGAUUCCAAGGUCAACGAGGGCGGAGACGAACCCAAGACAGAGAACGAGGAGCUUGGAUCUCCAGCUGACGAAGUGAAAAUCUCGGUUCUGGAGACUACAGAUGACCUCAACGAUGAAGAAGACCAGGCUAGGCAGGGUGAGACGGAAAACAAAAAAGAAGGAUGA